Messenger RNA from Mus musculus (house mouse), 10344 nucleotides. RefSeq names its product leucine rich repeat containing 37A (gene Lrrc37a). The record is from RefSeq and is a predicted model, not a curated record. Lineage: Eukaryota; Metazoa; Chordata; Mammalia; Rodentia; Muridae. The transcript is spliced from 14 exons. Bases 142 to 10308 code for a protein of 3388 amino acids.
UUUGUAACAAAGGUGUCUUGUCAUAAAGGGCGGGGCACGGCAGCCUCAGUUGCCAAGGCUCCCUGAGGUGACGGGCCUUUCCUCCAGUUUAUCUCCUGCCAGCGCACUCCAGUAUUGCGGAUAACCUCCAUACUACGUGUCAUGUCCUUAUCACGUGUCAUGACUCCACUGGGUUUCUGCUUCUGCGCCCCAAGUCUUCUCCUCACCGGACAAGUUCUGCUGGUAGUGAUCCAGGCGGAUCCCAUUGCGGAGUGGGUCCAGAACCCAGUUCGUUUGACUUCAGAGCCCUGGGUGAGGACCAAACCCUGGUCUUGGCACCCCUCUGACCAAGCACCCAAAUCCCCGAAAGCUCAUCCAUCCGAAGCAGGUGAGGGGGCCCUUGAUUACCUGGGCUCCUCUGCUCCAUCCCAGAUGUUCUCCCCACCCCGGGAACUGAAGGACAGUUUUCUUUCAUUCCAAGCUAUGGAUACCUCUGUGGCGUCUCACCCAGAGUCAGAUCAGUUCACUGUUCCACAUCAGCACUUGGCCAAGCAAAUGACUCCACCCAGGAAACCGCUGGAGAGCGUUCCAAAGCUAAAUGGGGAUCAAAAUCAGUCUCCACAAUUCAAAAGUAUUUCCAGUCUAGAUCAGGCUGCAGAUGACCAGUUAUUUGAAAUACCUGAUCCGCCACUGGACAGUGAGAAUUCAAGCAUAACAAAGUUCAUAGCUUCACCCCAGAGCUUACAAAAAGAACUAGUUCAGCACAGGCCACUUGCUAAGGAGGUUGUCGGAACUACAAAACAAUUUGCAAAAUCUCAACUCCAAAAAAAAACUGUGGUGGAUGAGUAUAGGGAUCCAAAUAUGAAUGAAGCUUAUUCUAAGAGCUUGCCUCUGCAAUCCCAGGCAAACCGAGAGGGGCCUUCUGAGAAGAUUGAACAUCCUGAAUACCCAUUGGAAGCACAAACUCAAGAGUCAGAGAACCUUGAUAUGGUCCACGAAAGCCCAGAGUAUCUCCCAGUGCUCCCCGAGGAAGAUGAGCCUUCAGUCCCAAAGGAAAACCCAGUUCAACAUCAUUUUGCUUCUGGGAAAGCUGCAGCCCUAAAGCAUCCUGACAGAAAUGCUCCCUCUCCAAAGAGAAAUGAAGCUCGCCACUCCAAACUGCCAAAUGUCACAGUGAAGCCUGAGGAUCUGGAGGUUACAGUCAUGUCAGAGGCAGAUAAGGAAACCCAACAGACUCUGAGCCAGCAGCAAGCCCCAGGCCAUCUUCCCGAGAGUCCUAAGGAGGUAGAACCUUCAUCAACCCCACAAGAUACCCUGGAACAGUUUUCAGGGGGUCCUGAGGAGAUAGAAACUUUAUUGACCCAUCAGGAGGCCGCAGCUCCAAAUCCAGAGCUUCCUGAGGAGUUGGGACCUUCAUUAGUCCAACAAGAGGUCCUAAGUGAGUCUUUAGAACUCCCCAAAGACCUUGAAGCAUCUGGUAGCCAGCUAGAAGUUCCAGCACGACGUACAAAGCCUCCUGAAGAAGUCAAUCCUCCAACUGAGCAAGAGGCUAGGAUCCCAACUCCAGAACCCUCUAUGCCAAAUAUAAUUGAAAUUCCAGCAGCAACAGUUUCACAUCACAAUCAGGAUCAAGUCCACCAUUAUACUUUGCCCACGAUUACAGUUCAACCUGCAGAUGUGGAAGUUACAAUAACUUCCAAACCUUUUAAGGAAGCUGAGAUAUCUCCAGUUCAGGAAGAGACUCAGACUCCCGGUCCUCCUCGGAAAGUUGGACACUAUAGCCUAGAACAGCAGCCAGCUGUGUCUUCUGAGUCUUCUGGGGAGGUUGGAUCACUUGAAAGAUACCUGGGAUUCCUAACUCAGCCUCCAGAGGAAGAGGAGGAAGAGGAGGAAGAGGAGGAUGAGGAGUCUUCUCUAACCCAAGAGGACAUCCCAUCACAACAUCCAAGUCCUAUUCUGGAGGGUGAACCUUCUCCUAUUGAACUACAGCAGCCAAUUCGACCCUCUGAAUCUCCUGAGGAGGUGGGAUUAGGUCCUGAAAACCAGUCAGAAGUCUUAGUUAAACCUGCAGAGCUCCCUGAGGAAGUCAAGUCUCCAGUGGAGCAAGAGGCUCCACUUCAAGCACCAGAAUCCCAUUUUGAGACUAUAGUUGACACGCCACCAAUUCAUGAAGUCCAGCCAGCUCCAAAUAAAGCUCACCAUCAUCAUUGGCCAAAUGUUACCGUUAGACCUGUGGAUUUGGAGCUUGCCAUAACUUCAGAGCCUACCAGGGAGACCGAGUCUUCUCUAGCCCAGCAGGAGUCCUCGGUGCAUCCUUCAGAGUAUACUGAAGAGAGGGAUUCUUUUCGCUACAAGCAGGAACAGCUGGCUCAGCCUUCUAAGCUGGAAAUUCUAAUUCACACCUCAGAGCAUCAUCAUUUGACAAGCUCACCCUCAGCUCACCAUCGAACUCACCAUUCUAGCUCGCCCACUACAAUGGUUAGACCUCCAGAUGUGCAGCUCACCAUAGCACAAAAUCCCACAGCAGAGGUGGAACCUCCUCCGGCACUUCAUGAGGUUGUAGGUAAACCAAUUGCCAUCUCAGACAAGGGUGUAAACACUUCAACUCACCAUACACAUCCGGCUGUAACUCCAGAGCCUUCGGAAGAAGUUGAACUCUUGUCAAAUCAAGAGGAGGCUCCAGUUCAAUCUGCAGAGCCUGUUGAGUAUGAGAAGUCUUCUCUAAGUCAGCAGAAGAGCACAGAUAAGAAUCCGGAGCUCCUAGAGGAAGGUGGACUUUCUUCAGCACAGCAGGAGACCCUAGUGAAUCCUCCAGUGUUCCCUAAUGAGAUGAUAGUUCAACCUUCAGCACACUAUGAGGCAACAGGUCCUCCCCUGAUUCAGACUCAACUUCAUCCUCCCGCAUCAUACAAUGUCACAGCUAAGCCUCCAGAGUUGACUAAUGAGGUUGAAACUUCAAGCCAACAGGGAGUUGAACCUUCAAAUGACCAGCAAGAAGAAGUUACAAGUCAGUAUCCAAUGCCCCCUGAAACUCAUCAAGAUUCUCCAGUUUAUCAAUGGGUCCUAACCCAGCCUGCAAAGCUUCCUGAGGAAGUUUCUUCAGGUCAGCAGGGUAACUUGUCUCCACCCCUAAAGCACCCUCCAGGUGUACAAUUUAUACCAUUUCAGCAAGAACUCCCAGAUCAGCAUCUAGAACCACCCAAAGAAGGUUUCUUUCUUUCUCCAGUGGCAGAUAGUGUGUUAUUUUCACCUGAGGAUCUAGAAGCAAUGUUCAGAUAUGAGACCUCAGUGCUGCAUAAACCCACAGUUAUACAUUUGAACCAAGCAGUGUCCUCUAUGGAAGUUGAAUCCCUUAAGGUUCCCACUGAACAAGUUGAAUAUUCACAAGUCCAUUUUGAAUAUCCUUCCUAUACACCAGCAUUCCCUGAAACUCAAUUUUCUCAGGAAAAGUCCAUAACUCAGGAAGCAGACCUCCACGAAGAUAUAUAUCCUUUUCCUACUCAGCAUAGGGGGCUGUAUCUACCUCCAGAUUCCUUUAUGGGUGCAGAACCUUCUGUAACUCAGCACCUGAGCUUGUCUCAACUUGAAGACCUUGCUGAGAAUGUAGGACCAUCUCUAGUGCUACAGCUCACCCCUGCACAGGCUUCAGAACCUCCAAAGGAGAUAGUUUUUUCUCCAACCCAGCAGGUGGUCCCAAACCAGCUGCCAGAGUCAUUGAACAAUAUUGUAACUCAACUUCUAACACAGCAAAUAAUAGGCCCAACACCAGGUCAGAUUCAAGAGGAGUAUCCAACAGAACACACUGUCUCCUUUCAGGCUUUGGACCUGGAAUUCACCAUAACUUCACAGUAUACUCCAGAGGCCAACCACACUACAGAACCAAAGAGGACACCUCCUCCAACAUAUCCUCAGGUGACAUUUUCAUACCCAUCUGAAGUCACAGUUCAACCUUUGGAUCUGGGACUUACCAUAAGUCCACAGCCAACUCCUGAGGAACUUCCUCAAGCUAUACCAGAGAUCACAACUCAGAUUACAGAACCACCUAGAGAGGUUGUAGCUCCAGCCCCUCUAUAUCAGAAAAUGACAGUUCCAACACCAGGUCAGGAUCAAGUUGAAUAUCCAAUUCCACCUGCUAUCUCAUUUCAGCCUUUGGACCUAGAACUCACCAAAAAUUCAGAGCCUACAAGAGAGACUCAGCAGCCUACAGCCACAAUGAAGACUAUAGUUCCUUCGCCAGAGCACCUUCAGGAUUACAUUUCCUAUGUAGCUGAAGUCACAGUUCAACCUUUGGAUCUGGGACUUACCAUAAGUCCACAGUCUGCUCCUGAGGAACUUCCUCAACCUAUGCCAGAGAUCACAACUCAGAUUACAGAACCACCUAGAGAGGUUGUAGCUCCAGCCCCUCUGUAUCAGAAGAUGACAGUUCCAACACCAGGUCAGGAUGGAGUUGAAUAUCCCAUUCUCACUGCUGUCUCAUUUCAGCCUUUGGACCAGAAACUCACCAUAAGUUCAGAGCCUACUAGAGAAGUUCACCACUCUACAACCCCAAAGGAGACUACAGUUCCCCCUCCAAAGCUCUCUCAGGUGACACUUCCACGGGAGUUUCACAUUCAGAAUCUAUACCUAAGUGAAGCUGCAGUUCAGCCUGUGGAUCUAGGACUUACCAUAACUCCACAACCAAAUUCUGAGGAACUUCCUCAAACUAUAUCAGAGAUCACAACUCAGAUUACAGAACCACCUAAAGAACUUGUAGCUCCAUUAUAUCAAGAGGUGACAGUUCCAACACCAGGUCAGGACCAAGCUGAGUAUCCAACACUUCCUGUUGCCUCAUUUCAGCCUUUGGACCCAGAACUCACCAUAAGUUCAGAGCCUACAAGAGAGACUGAGCAGCCUACAGCUGAAGUCACAGUUCAAUCUUUAGAUCUGGAACUUACCAUAAGUCUACAAUCUACUCCUGAGGAACUUCUUCAAACUAUGCCAGAGAUCACAACUCAGAUUACGGAACCACCUGGAGAGGUUGUAACUCCACUAUAUCAAGAGGUGACAGUUUCAACACCAAGUCUGGCUCAAACUGAGUAUCCAACUUCACACAUUGUCUCAUUUCAGCCUUUGGACCUAGAACUCACCAAAAAUUCAGAGCCUACCAGAGAGACUCAGCAGCCUACAGCCACAAUGAAGACUAUAGUUCCUUCGCCAGAGCACCUUCAGGAUUACAUUUCCUAUGUAGCUGAAGUCACAGUUCAACCUUUGAAUCUGGGACUUACCAUAAGUCCACAGUCUGCUCCUGAGGAACUUCCUCAACCUAUGCCAGAGAUCACAACUCAGAUUACAGAACCACCUAGAGAGGUUGUAGCUCCAGCCCCUCUGUAUCAAAAGAUGACAAUUCCAACACCAGGUCAGGAUCAAGAUGCGCACUCAACAACCCUUCAGCCUGUGGGCCUGGAACUUACCGAAACUUCAGACUCCACUAGAGAGGCUGAACAUUAUACAACCCUGGUGAUGACUACAGUUUCUUCUCCAAAGUACUCUCUUCCAGAACAGGUUCUCUUACAGCAUCUAAACCCAGCUGAAGUCACGGUUCAAGCUUUGGAUCUGGGACUUACCAUAACUCCACAGCCUGAUACUGAGAAAGAACUUUCUCAAACUACGCAGGAGAGCACAACUCAGCUUAUAGAUCCACCAAAGGAAGCUGUCGCUCAAGCUCCAGUCUAUCAGGAAGUGACACUUGCAACACCUAGUCAAGAUGCAUUUGAGAAUCCAACCUUACCCAUCAUCACAUUUCGGCUUUUGGACCCGGAUCCAGAGCCUGCCAGAGAGGCUGACAAUUUAGCAACCUUGAAGGAGACUACAAUUCCUCCUCCAAAGUACCCUCCGGUGACACUUCCAGAACAGGUUCACACUCAGCAUCCACACCCAAGUGAAGUUACAUUUCAACCUUUGGAUAUGGAACUUAGCAUGUCUCCACAACCUACUCCUGAAGUAGAACUUUCUCAAGCUGAACAGGAGACAAAAACUCAGCCCUCAUAUUCAGCUAAAGAGGUGGUCACUCCAAAACCAGGGUACCCAGAAGUGACAGUUCCAACACCAGAUCAGGAUAAAACUGAGGAUCAAACACUGACUGCGGCCUUAUUUCAGCCUUUGGACCUAGAACUCACCAGAAGUUCAGAGCCUACAACCCCACACAAAAGUACAGUAGUUUCUCUUCCACAGUACUAUCAGACAACACUUUCAGGAGAAGUUUAUACUCAACAUCCAAAUCUAACUGAAGUUACAGAUCAACCUUUGAAUCUAGAACUUACGGUAAUUCCAAGCCCCAAUCUAAAUGUUGAGACUUCUCCACAUAUACAAGAGAUGCUUCCUGAACCUGAACGACCACAUGAGGAGGUUACAGCAAAAGCUCCCAUGUUUUAUGAAAUCACACCAAUUCAGGAUCAAACUCCGCAUCUGGUUUCUCCUAAAGUCACAGAUCAACAUAUAAAAGUAGAGCAUGAUAUACCUACAAUAUCCAGUGUAGAGAAUGGACUUUUGGCAGCUACAUACAGUAGUACAGCUCUCCCUCUAACGCACCAUGAGAUGGUCCUUCUAUCUGAAGACCAGGUUCAGGUCCUGCAUGGAAACCCAACUCAAGUCACAAUUCAUCCCUCACACCCAGAAUUUUCCUUAGCUUCGCCACCUGCUACAAUGGUUAAACGUUCUGCACCAGUUCAGUCGACGGAGUCAUCGAAGGAGACUGCAGCUCAAUCUCCUGUACAUCUCAAAGAGACAGUUCUCAUGAUUGCUCAUGGUCAAUCUCAGCAUCUAAACUCAGAGACUACACAACCUGAAGUCCCAGCAACCACUCACCCAGAGACUACACAGUCCACAGCCUCACCAACUACUCACUCAGAGACUACACAUUCCACAGCCUCACCAACUACUCACCCAGACACUACACAGUCCACAGCCUCACCAACUACUCACCCAGAAACUACACAGUCCACAGCCUCACCAACUACUCACUCAGAGACUACACAGUCCACAACCUCACCAACUACUCACCCAGAGACUACACAGUCCACAGCCUCACCAACUACUCACCCAGACACUACACAGUCCACAGCCUCACCAACUAUUCACCCAGACACUACACAGUACACAACCUCACCAACUACUCACCCAGAGACUACACAGUAUACAGACCUAACAACUAUGCCCCCUCCUUCCACACACUACGAGGUGGUACUUUCACAGUCAAGCCAGGUUCAGACUCAACAGCCAAAGCCAAGUGAAGUCACAAUGUGGCCUUCACCCACAAGUCAGCAAUCUUCUACAACACCACAGUCUGUUAUACUAGCAAGCCCUUUUGCAACUAUGCUUGAGACCACAGCUCAGCAAAUACCAAGUGGCAUCGCACUUGAACCUAUGGAUCUUGAACCUACCAUAACUCCAUAUGCUGGAAAUUUUAAUACAGAAAAAGAUUUAAUUUUUCAAAUGAAACCAAAUGUCUCCACAAGCACCAACAUAUGUGACCUCUGCUUGUGUGAAAAUCACACACUGUUGUGUAGUCAUCUCAGCCCAAAACGGAGACUCCACCAGGUGCCUGUGCUGAGACCCGGCACCCACAAGGGCACCCUAACCAUUUUAAACUUCCAUGGAAAUGUUAUUUCUUACAUUGACAAAAAUGUAUGGAAAGCAUACCGUUGGGCUGAGAAACUAAUUCUCAGCGAAAAUCGCCUGACUGAAUUACAUAAGGAGUCAUUCGAAGGCCUGCUAACCCUCCAGGUUUUGGAUUUAUCUUGCAAUAAAAUACAUUACAUUGAAAGAAGGACAUUUGAGUCGUUACCUUUUUUGAAGUAUAUAAACCUUGGGUGCAAUUUACUCACUGAACUGAACUUUGGAACAUUUCAAGCAUGGCAUGGAAUGCAGUUUUUACAGCAGUUAAUCCUCAACCAUAACCCUCUGACAGUUGUCGAAGAUCCUUUCCUUUUUAAAUUGCCAACAUUAAAAUAUCUGGACCUGGGGGCCACACAGGUGCAACUGACAAUGGUUGAGAACAUCCUCAUGAUGAUGCUGGAGCUGGAACAUCUGAUCUUACCUAGCCGCAUGGCCUGCUGCCUCUGCAAAUUUAAAGCUGAUAUUGAGAUUAUCUGCAAGACAAUCAAACUGCGUUGUCAUACCGGAUGUCUGACAAACACCACACAUUGUCUUAAAGCAUCUAUAGGGGACCCAGAAGGAGCGUUCAUGAAGGCAUUGCUGGCCCGGAAGGAGAACAGCAGAGCUGAGCUCACUAUUGAACCAGAAAAGAGUUAUGCAGACCAAACCAAUCUUGGCUCUUUGGGCCUCAUGAAUGAACAGCUUGACUUUAACGAUGAAAGUGAUGUUAUUAGUGCCCUAAAUUACAUAUUGCCGUAUUUCUCAGAGGGGAAUCUGGAAGACGUAGUAUCGACAUUGUUACCAUUCAUUAAACUCCUGUUUUCCAAUAUACAAAAUGGAGAUAAUUCACUGGGACCCUUCCAAAAUGAUACAAAGAGCCUUACUCUUAAAUCAGUACCUAAGGCUAGUAAGUUGGCUUAUAAAAACAAAGUGAAUAAGCUUUAUUUUCUAGAAAACCUGCUAGAUGAAGAAAUCAAUGAGGUUAAAGAGAAAGAGAAAACCGCCAUGCUUGUGCAUCACUCGGGCCGUUUAGAUCCCAAAUUUAAACGACAGAUAUUUGAAAAGCGAUGGGAACCUGCCCGGACAGGGAAAGACAGUCUUGCAGAGAUCGAGAAGGCAGAGAGACAGCUCCACAGCAUGAGCAGGGUCCCCAAGGAGACAGGAAGCAUACAGAAAAGGCACUUCAAGGAUGUGAGUGGCAAGAGCCUGUGGAGCAAGCAGAGCGUCCAGACCCCUGUGGAGAGCAUCUCCAAGGACAGGCAGCUCGGGAGCCCACCCUCAAUGGAGCUGCAGCAGCUCGGCCUGGAGCAGAAGCCCAGGGAGUUAGUGGGCUAUUCCUUCCCCUCAGAGCCCUUGCUCCCAAAGGAGCACAGGGGAGAGCUCUCUUCUUCCCCAGAUCUGCCCCUGCUGGACAAGGCUCCCACUACAAACUCUCUACCUGACUUCAUAGACAGACGGAAAGACUUGUCUUACACCAUUUACGUUUUAGAAAGUGCAAAUGCUAAUGUGAAGAGAGCGAAGGGUUCUAACCCAAGUUUACAACCUGAAGCGAGGCAUCGGAACCUUAGGAAGAAAAAAUCUCAUUUCCAGUUGAUUGCAAAGAGGCCGGCAGCAUCCUCUGCAGUGAGGAGCCUGAUAAGUUCCUCUGCACGAGGGGUCUUUUCAUCUUUAGGAGACCUGAGGUACCCAGAAAGGCCCUUUUCGGAAUUAUAUGUUGCUCCAGAGCCUUCUACAAAAAAGCCUCUUGAAGAAAAUCGGGCUGCAACAGAUAAUGUUGAAGAAAAUAAUCUCAAACAAAUUGUCACUACGCCUGAAGAAACUACAUCAGAAAAUAAACCUCCUGAGAAUCCCACUGCAGAUUCUAAUGUGUCGACGACAUCCAACUUAAUUUCAACUGUUCAGCAAACCAGCAAGCCACAGUCGGUCUUCACUGUGGGGGCUGAUACACAUGCCGAUCUCACUGACGUUGCUUACCCAUCGCUGAUGUCCCCAGGAGAACAGUUUGAGUCUCAUCUCAACCAGCAGUUGCUGCCCCUCAUCCCCAACAAGGAUGUGAGAAGGCUCAUCUCUCACGUUAUCAGGACUUUGAAGAUGGACUGUUCUGACACUCGUGUGCAAAUGUCCUGUGCCAAGCUCAUCUCCAGAACAGGCCUCCUGAUGAAGCUCCUCAGCGAGCAGCAAGAUUUCAAGCUGUCCAGGGCCGACUGGGAUACAGACCAGUGGAAAACUGAGAACUACAUCAACGAGAGCACAGAAACCCAAGGCGAACAGAGGAGUCUGGAACCAAGUCAGCUCACAAAAGCAGUUCCAGGAUAUGGCUACAACAACAAGGUCAUCUUGGCGAUAUCUGUGACCGUCAUAGUGACAGUUUUGAUUAUCAUUUUCUGUCUCAUUGAGAUUUAUUCUCAUAGAACAGCAAAGGAGGGAGAUGAAGAGAAGUCCUCAAGGUAUAAGAAAAACUACUACAAGAUAUCUGAGACUCAGGAUGGGUUUUUCUGGCUAAGGUGCCCACUGUGGCUUAGAGACAUGUAUAGGCCUCUGCACGACACCCGAAAGAAAAACAUGGCUCAAGACCUUCAGGACAAGGAGUCGUCUGGAGAGGAGGAGAUUUUCAAUAAGGAUGUACCAAGGGAGUUCAAGAGAAGAUCCUCGGUGAAAUCAUCCGCAGAAGAGAGUGUAGUCGAAGCCCCACGGUGAUCUGCUAUCAUUUAUUAAUAAAUUAUUUUUUGUAGA